UGAAGGUCAGCAAUGCAGCUCUGAUAUUUUCUAAGUCCCUAACUCAAAGUUGCAAACUUCGUGGUCUAAGAGUUCGGAGUUGUCGACGCAAUGGCUGCUAUGCCGGAGUAUCUUUGGUUUGUGAUCGUUGGGGCGUUUGUAGCUUUCGCCUUCGGGUGGGGUAAUGGUGCCAAUGAUCUGGCAAAUGGCUUUGCCACAUCUGUGGGAAGUAAAACCUUAACUAUGGGUCAGGCUGUUCUAAUUGCGAUAGUUUUCGACUUCUUGGGAGCCAUCCUUUUGGGCCGAGUGGUGACGUCCACGAUCGCAAGUGGAGUUGCUGAUCUGAACAGCUUUCUUGGAAAUCCUGAGGUGUAUGCUUAUGGGAUGAUCUGUGCCUGCACGGCUGGCUCAUUCUGGCUGGCGGUGGCAUCUCGAAUUGGAGUUAAUGUCUCUGGGACUCAUUUCAUCGUCGGUGGCAUCGUGGCAUUCUCUUUGAUUUGGGAUGGCAAGGACGCCAUCAUUUGGGCAGAAAGAGACAACUCCAUCGAUGCAUUUCCUUACAAGGGAGUGGUCUCCAUUGCUACAUCUUGGAUCAUGUCUCCAAUCUUGGCUGCUGCGGGUUCAGGGCUACUCUUUUUAGCCCUCCGAACACUGGUUCUGCGACGCAAAAACGCUUACAAAGUUGCAUUCUGGACUUUGCCACCUACCAUCUUCUUCACUGUGUUCGUCAACAUGUACUUCAUCUUCACGAAGGGAGCCAAGAAGCAGAUGGACAAAGAUGGCGUUCAUUGGUCAUACUCCAAGACGGCGUGGAUUUCUGCUAUCAUAGCAGCAGGUUCAGCUAUUGUGUCUGCAAUCACUGUCGUUCCGUUCUUAUACAGGAAGAUGAAUGCCACGUUCGACAGUGAAGGUAACCGUAUCGGGGAAUUCGACUUAACUGCGGGAGUGGAUAGCGAGAACCAAGGAAAAGUUGUGGAGUCUGAGGAGAAGACGACACAAGACAAAGCACCUCUAAGUUUCGGAUCCAAGAUUUGGAAAGUGAUAUCUCAUGGAUGGACGCAAGAUAUCCACAACGUGGUCAACACAAACCAAACGGUUGGAGACAUCCACAAGCACGCAGAGGUUUUCGAGCCAAGAGUGGAAUAUGCCUUCAUGUAUCUUCAAGUUUUCUCAGCUAUCUGUGUGAUCUUCUCACAUGGAGCUGGAGAAGUAGGGUACGCAGCUGGACCUAUGUCCAUCAUCCUUCAAGUAUAUGAAGACGGGAAGCUGACGAAGAAUGUGCAACCUAAGAUGUGGGUCGUUGUAUUCGGAGGACUCGCUUUGAUCUCCGGUCUGGCUACUUAUGGUUACCACACCAUGCGCACAAUGGGAGUGAAGCUUGUGAAGAUCACCCCUACUCGUGGAUUCUGCGCCGAGCUCGCAACCGCAAUGGUCGUCAUGGUUGCAUCUCAGUAUGGUCUUCCUCAAUCUGGAAGUCUGGUCAUUGUGGGUGCCAUUGUUGGUGUUGGAUUGGUCGAGGGAUCCAAGGGUGUGAACUGGAAGCAGUUUGGCAUACAAGUGGUAGGAUGGGCUGUCAGCACAGUCGUGGUGGGACUCACAGUCGCUGCACUCUUCGCACAGGGACUUUACGCGCCCUCUGCCAUCGACGCGAAAGCUGUGAUCUCCUACAAGACGGAACUAGCCAGCAUCUACACUCAAUGGUACAAGGAAUUCAACACAACCCUUCAAUCUUACAAGGAAGCCAGUGCUGCCGGAGUCCUUGACCGUUUACCCAACGCUACAUGGGUCGAGCUCAACGCUACUCUCGCCAAAAAUGCCAAGGCUGCCAAGGACUUGGGUGACUUCAAGAAAUACGCUGCUAAGAAGCCGGCAGCCUACAUCAAUUCGCUGAACACUCUGUUUGCUCUUUACCAAGACAACAGCAUUCUUACGAUCGGGCAGAACGACGUAUACAACGGGUCUCUGACGUGCAAUAGUAAUAUCAUCGCAGACAUAGCAAAUGGUACACGAGUCGCUUGUAUUGCUCCGAAGCUUGCCGAUCCAGGGACCAAGUUUAAGUAAGCCUUGAAGCAAACUAUGUGAGAGCACAUGACCCACAGGAGGCUUGGAGAUCUGGCAACGGAAUUCCACAUAUGUUCAACAUUCUUGGCAGUUGUAUAUAAGUCAGAAAAUUCCUGUAUUACUUUUGAAUUAUAUUACAUAUUCGAGAUGGGCUUGCAAGACAUGUACAAUGUCUGCGAAGCACGUAGGUACUCUGAUUUAUUCUCAAAUUGCCUUGAAAGUUUCGGACUCGUUUCGGACUCGUUUCAAAAAUAUAGUUGCCGUAUAGUUUUGCCCGUGUUUGAGCAUGGGCUAGACUAGCUGAAUCUUUCAUCGCCACAACCAACAAAUGUACCAGAAGACAGAAGCAUCUCUCUCUUCUCCAUUGCAAAUAGGAUCAGUUCAUGAAAUUCAAUCUCU
Molecule: messenger RNA, 2439 nt
Organism: Marchantia polymorpha subsp. ruderalis
Lineage: Eukaryota; Viridiplantae; Streptophyta; Marchantiopsida; Marchantiales; Marchantiaceae
Source: the annotation of a GenBank genome assembly